UUGGGCCGACGUAAGCGAUGGAUGUCCACAAAUCACUAGGUACGGUACAGAGUAUAGGUCAUGUUGUGAGAAAAUAGCAAAAACGGCAAUAUAUUCUCAAAAAUGAAUUCGUACUAUCCGGCAUCGUUUUUUGCUCAGUACUCUUCGGAAAACUCACAUAUUCCUCACAAUGUUGGUUACUCGUCAAACAAUUUUGGAUUACUAGCAUCACGUUUUGCCGAUCAAAUUUCGGCAUAUCAUAAUAGUAGUUUUGAUCCUCAUCGGGCUGCUAUCCCUAACGGAUACUCACCACACCACCAAUCCGCGGACGGUUCUCAAUACCCCUCCCGGGACGGAUCGGGCGGGGGGACAGGGUCAGGAGGAGGAGGAUCGGCAGAACCACCUGGACAUGGGGUAGGACACGGCCACGGGACAACACCCCCGGGCGGGGGGAGGAUACCGCCCUACCCUCAACCAGCCCCGGCCCACCAGGGUUCUGAGGACUCCUCUUUGCAUAGGUCGUACAGUUCAUGUAGUACAGACAAUUGGAGUCCCCCUCCACACGGGGGGAUACAGAGCAGCUCUCCGGACUCUGUACACAAUAACCAGACACAUAGUCCCUACUCUGGCCUGGACGCUUCUGCCAACUGUCAGUCUAUGUUGCUACAAAAACACAUGAAGUCGGAUCAAGGCAUAAAUUCGGGAUCUGAAGCAAGCCCUUCAACGCCUUUUUACCCCUGGAUGGGGAUUGUUGGUCCUAAUUCUGCUCAUAGAAGGAGAGGACGUCAAACUUACAGUCGUUAUCAAACACUCGAACUGGAGAAAGAAUUUCAAUUCAACCAUUACCUUACACGAAAACGCCGCAUAGAGGUCGCCCAUUCAUUAUGUCUUACAGAAAGACAAAUCAAGAUCUGGUUUCAAAACAGACGCAUGAAAUUAAAGAAGGAAAAAAUGGCUAUAAAAGAACUCAAUGAAGGGAUCCCGUGCGAUCUGGACUCCAAAAAAUCAGACUUUAAGGAGACAGAAGAAAAAAGCGAUGGAAUAGCUAGUGACGAUUCCCCAUAAUCCUUCUUAACUAACGCGAGAAUCUUCGGCAACGAGAAUUAUUAUACAAAAUACUGUUUUGUCAUAUUUCCUUUGCGCCAGGUGCGUGAAACACGGGUUUUGAAUCAUCGUCAACUCUUGCCGAGUACAUGAUCUGCAUUCUUUUCGUCAUGAACAUGUUGUGCGUUGUUUAAUUUAUUCAAAGAAGAAUGUACGAGUGUGUAUCUUGUCUGGAAGAUAUUGACGGCUGAUAUGACUCGAUAUAAAUGAGAAUGUGCCAUAUUGUAACCAUUUAAAAACUUAAAUUCGUAAAUUUCAUCUUUUUUUUUCUGUCAGAGACAUACAUAUUUGAUACAAAUCGUCUCUGGUUGUAUAUUCCAUUGGUCAUUACUCGGUCAUAUACAUGAUGGCCUACACUCGCGGGUUCGGACAAGUGUAAUUUACUGCUUCGCGAGUUUUCAUCAUGAUAAGAAUGUAUUUGUGUCAUAUGGGGGUCAUUGAGUACAGUUCACUAUUUUUAUGGAUAUUGAAGUUUGAGAGGCUACCACAUUACUUAGAAUGACUGGCGGGAAUCGUUAAUACACACAUAAAUUGAAAUCAUAAUAUUACCUUUUAAUACAUAUAGAUAUAAUAUUAAUUGUAAAUAUAUGACCAACGUGGGUAAAAUCGCAAUUAUGUGCAAUGCUGUUUAUUGCUGAGGAACGUAUUCUUUAUGACACCGUCAAAUGUUGGGUGCGCCUGGUAACGUCUAAACAUAUCCCAUCUGUCCAUGGCACUUAUUACUACAAGGUUAAAACUGCUGAAACCUAGCAACCGCGCGGGCUCGUAGGGUGUAUCCGGGCUGAUUGGUCCACGACCUCGUGACAGCGUUAUAAAGAUGUCAAAAACCCCGGCAAAGAUAACUGUAAAAUUUUGCUUCAAAAUGACUCGGUAUCAGUGAUGAGACUCUGUACAUCCGUUAUUGUACUACAUAGAGUACGUUGUAGUUGGUUCCAGGAAGGAUCGGAAUGAAAUCUGUAAAACAGUAGUAAUAAAACCAUCAGACCUUGUCAAAUACAGAUAGAUUGUUAUUUUCUUAUGAAAUUGUAUAAGAGCAAAUAUAUAUAUAUAGAUAUAUAUAUGUUUAGCCAUAACAUUACCAAAUAUUAUCAAGUCAAUAGUACUUUACACUAUUAAGUACAUUGAUGUAACAUUGAUUCUUUUUUUAAUAAUAAAUGUGAUAAAACUUAUUCUGAUUAUAAAACAAUAGUGUUUGGCAAGAAAUAUCUCUACAUACUUAUUAAAUAGGAAGUUUAAUAGAAGAUAUCAUAAAUACAUUUGUAAAUGUAUUAAGAUCGAAUUUAUUAUCGAUAUAUAUAUAUCAUGAAAAACAUAUAUGUAAUAACUACAGGGGUUUUCCUGGGAUUAAUCGUUAGGUGAGAUCCGAUUUGAACAUGCAAAAGUAGACAAUCUAGCAUUGAGCCUGACCCCGGGAAGCCAUACCACUACACACAAACGUGAUUUUCAUGAUUGUGUCGUUCGUGAAUCAUGUUGAGUUUUCGAUAUAAAGGGUAAACUGUGUGUUUUUUUCUAUUUGUACACCGGACAUAAAUAUGUUUUAAUAUGUGUAUAUACAAUAUGUAUUAUAACGAAGAAAGGGUAAUGCUAGCAUUUUCACAGGUUCGUUCUAAACUUCAUGUUUUAUCGGUAAAUGCUAUUUAGAUUUGUUACUAUGUUUUAAAAUAUAAUUUUUAUGUCAUUUCUAUAGUUAUUACGUAAUCAAAUUGAGCAUAAUUGAUAUUAUCACAUUUUCUUCUUCCCUAUUCGGUCACUACGUUUCAGAGAAAUUGUGUGCUGACCUUUCAUUUUUGUAAAAGAAACUUUCGAUUAGAUAUUUUGCAUUUUAUAAUGGGAUAUUAGGCAAAUAGAUUUUUACAUUUUUUGUAGCUAUUUUUGUGGAUUUCAUCGUGUUUACGCCGUAUACAAACGAUCCAUGAUAAUUUUGACCUUUGACAUUCCUAUAGUAAAUUCCCUAGCCAAUCAAAACUGCCAUUACUUACUUAUACACUUUUCCCUCUGUGUUUCAAUGAUAGAAAAAUGGUAUUUUAGUAUAUAUUUUAUUCUGUGAACUUAAAGGCAAUUUUGCAUCAAAUCUUUCUUGUUUACAAAACUCAAAUAUCAUCUAUGUAUAUGAGAUAUUUUAUUUUCUACUUAUUGACUCUAGCUUUGUGUAUUCUUAGAAUACAUCACGAUGUAUGUUUAUUUCGUAAGUGCUGAAUUGUAUAUGUGUCAUGUAAUGUGUGAAAGUGACAUUUGGGAAAGUGUGAAAUAUGAUUCGAACCAUAGAUAUUAUAGCGGAAAGUACGUUUUCUAAAGACAAAAGUAUCCAUUUAUAUGUAGUAUAUAUAUAAAAAGUAUUCUAUGUAAUUAGUUUGUCGUUAGCAACAGAAAUUCACCUUUGUGUAAUAUUAAAUUCUGAAUAUUCAAAUCUAGCAAUCUCCCCUUUUUGUCUCAUGACAAUUAUAGUUGUAUUCCAUGGUUUGUCUUCCUCCUUUCGCUUUGGCUGUGGUUGUUGAGUGUAUGUCACGGUGUCAUAUUGUCCUAUAAAAACUGUAAUAUUGUAGUGGCGUCAUAUACGUCGUCAUCGAUACUUUUUCGAAUGAAGUCACAUGCUCAUUACACUAUGAAUGAAUCCUCAGUUACGUGUAUACCAAAAACGAGAUAUAGUGCACGUGUAUUUUGUUUGUUAAAAUACAAGAAAAAGUUUUAAAGAUAUUUUAAAUCAACUGCCGUAUUGAUAGGUGCAUUUAAAAGAGAAAUGAUUUAAUUAGAAUCUAUUUUCCUUGUUGACUAUAAUUUGCUGUAUGAAAUAAAAUGACAAAUACUUCAA
Messenger RNA from Mizuhopecten yessoensis (Yesso scallop), 3892 nucleotides. RefSeq names its product homeobox protein Hox-B6-like. The transcript has 2 exons. Bases 103 to 1044 code for a protein of 313 amino acids. Gene Ontology annotation, molecular function: DNA-binding transcription factor activity, RNA polymerase II-specific; RNA polymerase II cis-regulatory region sequence-specific DNA binding. Gene Ontology annotation, biological process: anterior/posterior pattern specification; regulation of transcription by RNA polymerase II. Lineage: Eukaryota; Metazoa; Mollusca; Bivalvia; Pectinida; Pectinidae. The record is from RefSeq and is a predicted model, not a curated record. Gene Ontology annotation, cellular component: nucleus.